AUGAAGGCCUCCGUGCUUCUCUCCCUGUCGGCGCUGAGCGCCGUCGCUGUCUCCCAAGCGACUCUUUACGGCCAGUGUGGCGGGCAAGGCUGGUCCGGUCCCACCACCUGCGUCUCAGGCGCCCGUUGCGUCUCCUACAACGACUGGUACAGCCAGUGCAUCGCUGCUGCCGACGACGAUGGCGCCGAGGAGGAGGCCCCUGUAGAUGAAAGCAGCGAUGACAACGGAGAGAACUGUGAUAUCGAACCAGAGCCGUCGACACCCCAAAUCUCCGCCAUCGGAACCACUCCAGCCCCCACGACCAUCGCCGAGGUCCCUGCUCCGUCUGCCACUUCAGAGGCUCAGGCCGAGCCCGUCACUUCUGAGGCUGCUACCAUCACCCCUACGUCCUCUAUCGAGGAGCCCCCUGCUACGUCCGAGGUCUCCGAGUCUGCGCCAACUACCACCCUCGUCACAGCCACACAAGGCACUACAACCGUCAUUGCUGCUCCCUCCGGUGUGACCAAGACUCUGCCCCAUUCUUCUGGUGCUGUUGCUACGGAUGAGGCUAUUCCCGUCUCUGGCGAGUUUGACGGUGGCAUGAAGCUGUACGAUCGAUCCCCCAAGGUUUGCCAGGACCAGACCGAGACCGGUGAAAAGGACGCCAUGUUCAUUCUCGAGGACGGCGCCACCCUUUCCAACGUUAUCAUCGGCCCCGGCCAGGCCGAGGGCGUCCACUGCAAGGGCACCUGCACCCUAAUCAACGUCUGGCACUCCGAAGUCUGCGAGGACGCCAUUACCCUGAAGCAAGAAUCCGGCACCUCGACUAUUAUUGGCGGCGGAGCCUUUAAGGCCUCCGACAAAGUCGUCCAGUUCAACGGCCGCGGCACCGUUACGAUCCGUGACUUCUACGUCGAAGACUACGGCAAGCUCGUUCGCAACUGCGGCAACUGCAAGAACAACGGCGGCUCCCGCAACGUCGUGAUUGAAAACAUCGUCGCCGUCGAUGGCGGCGUGCUGUGCGGUAUCAACACAAACUACGGCGAUACGUGCACCGUCAAGGACUCGUGCCAGAACAGCGGCAAAAGCUGCGAUCGCUACGAGGGCAACGACACGGGCGACGAGCCGAGCAAAUUGGGCUCCGGUCCCGACGGGGAAUUUUGCACCGUUUCGGGCCUGGCUGAGACUUGCUAA
This is a messenger RNA of Colletotrichum spaethianum, 1173 nucleotides long. Its product is annotated as putative pectate lyase F. The transcript has 4 exons. Gene Ontology annotation, cellular component: extracellular region. The record is from RefSeq and is a predicted model, not a curated record. Gene Ontology annotation, molecular function: pectate lyase activity; cellulose binding. Gene Ontology annotation, biological process: pectin catabolic process. Lineage: Eukaryota; Fungi; Ascomycota; Sordariomycetes; Glomerellales; Glomerellaceae. Bases 1 to 1173 code for a protein of 390 amino acids.